Globicephala melas (long-finned pilot whale) is the source of this 6832-nucleotide messenger RNA. It is a transcript of the gene GRID2, whose product is annotated as glutamate ionotropic receptor delta type subunit 2. Lineage: Eukaryota; Metazoa; Chordata; Mammalia; Artiodactyla; Delphinidae. The record is from RefSeq and is a predicted model, not a curated record. Gene Ontology annotation, cellular component: plasma membrane; postsynaptic density membrane. Gene Ontology annotation, molecular function: glutamate receptor activity; transmitter-gated monoatomic ion channel activity involved in regulation of postsynaptic membrane potential. Gene Ontology annotation, biological process: synaptic transmission, glutamatergic; modulation of chemical synaptic transmission; monoatomic ion transport.
AGCGGGGAGGAGGGGGUUGGUAUGUUGGAAGUUGCGGCGGAGCUGGGACCGGAGACCCACGGCCCCGGCGCACGGAUGGGGAUGGUCUGAGCUCCAGCCUCUCCCCCUGCCCGGGAGCAGCGAGGCUGGAUACAUUUUAAAAAAGCCAAACUGCAAACAACUCUGGCGAUGCCAAAAUUCCCCUCCAAGUGACACGGCUUUGCUAAGGAGGUUUCCUCAGGCUGGGCUUUUUCUCUUAUUCGCUCUGCCUUCCUCAGCGACGAUUAUAAAAGCUUUGGUCUGGUAACAGGAAUUGAGGGGGACAAAAAGAAAAAAGAAAAGAAAAAGCUGUGCUAAACUAUCGUGACCUCAAACUCUUUGGACUUUUUUUUUUUAAUAUUGAAAGAAAAUCCAUCCUCAAAGACAAUCAGCAUAGGCGGAGAUGGAAGUUUUACCCUUGCUCUUGGUUUUGUCCUUCUGGUGGUCUCGAACCUUGGAUUCGGCGAGUGCGGAUUCUAUCAUUCACAUCGGAGCAAUUUUUGAUGAAUCUGCCAAAAAGGAUGAUGAGGUGUUUCGCACAGCAGUUGGCGACCUCAACCAGAAUGAGGAGAUCUUACAGACUGAGAAAAUCACAUUUUCGGUGACAUUUGUUGAUGGCAACAACCCUUUUCAAGCAGUUCAAGAAGCGUGUGAACUCAUGAAUCAAGGCAUCUUGGCCCUGGUCAGCUCCAUUGGCUGCACAUCAGCUGGGUCCCUCCAGUCUCUGGCAGAUGCCAUGCACAUCCCCCACCUCUUCAUUCAGCGCUCAACAGCUGGGACCCCAAGGAGUGGCUGUGGAGUCACCCGGAGCAACAGGAAUGAUGACUACACUCUCUCUGUUAGGCCACCUGUCUACUUAAAUGACGUUAUCCUGAGAGUGGUCACAGAAUAUGCCUGGCAGAAGCUAAUUAUAUUCUAUGAUAGUGAAUAUGAUAUCCGUGGAAUACAGGAGUUUUUGGACAAAGUGUCUCAGCAGGGGAUGGAUGUUGCACUUCAGAAGGUAGAAAACAACAUCAAUAAAAUGAUCACCACUCUCUUUGAUACCAUGAGAAUAGAGGAAUUGAAUCGCUAUCGAGACACUCUUAGGCGAGCCAUCCUUGUUAUGAAUCCUGCCACAGCCAAAGCCUUCAUUACUGAGGUUGUGGAGACGAAUUUGGUUGCUUUUGACUGUCACUGGAUCAUUAUAAAUGAGGAAAUAAAUGAUGUGGACGUACAGGAACUUGUAAGAAGGUCAAUUGGAAGGUUAACCAUCAUUCGUCAGACAUUUCCAGUCCCCCAGAAUAUAAGUCAGCGAUGUUUCCGUGGCAACCAUCGAAUAUCUUCAACGUUGUGUGAUCCAAAGGAUCCAUUUGCUCAGAAUAUGGAGAUUUCAAACCUUUACAUAUAUGACACGGUGCUUCUGCUUGCUAAUGCUUUUCAUAAGAAGCUGGAGGACCGAAAGUGGCACAGUAUGGCUAGUUUGUCAUGUAUCAGAAAGAACUCCAAGCCCUGGCAGGGAGGGCGUUCCAUGCUGGAGACCAUCAAGAAGGGUGGAGUUAGUGGGUUGACUGGAGAGCUAGAAUUUGGAGAAAAUGGAGGCAAUCCCAAUGUCCACUUUGAAAUUCUUGGAACCAACUAUGGAGAAGAGCUUGGCCGAGGUGUUCGCAAACUUGGGUGCUGGACUCCUGUCACAGGGCUGAAUGGGUCCCUGACUGACAAGAAACUGGAGAAUAACAUGCGUGGAGUGGUCCUACGUGUGGUGACUGUUCUGGAAGAACCUUUUGUAAUGGUCUCUGAAAAUGUCCUGGGUAAGCCAAAGAAAUACCAAGGCUUCUCCAUUGAUGUUUUGGAUGCCUUAUCUAACUACCUGGGUUUUAACUAUGAAAUUUAUGUUGCACCGGAUCACAAGUAUGGAAGCCCACAAGAAGAUGGGACAUGGAAUGGCUUGGUGGGAGAACUAGUGUUUAAGAGGGCCGACAUAGGGAUUUCUGCUUUGACUAUCACCCCAGACCGUGAGAAUGUGGUGGACUUUACAACACGUUACAUGGACUACUCAGUGGGAGUCCUACUUCGAAGGGCUGAAAAGACAGUGGAUAUGUUUGCCUGUCUUGCACCAUUUGAUCUCUCACUAUGGGCUUGCAUUGCUGGCACAGUUCUUCUGGUCGGUCUACUGGUCUACCUCUUGAAUUGGCUUAAUCCCCCAAGAUUACAAAUGGGGUCGAUGACUUCUACCACUCUCUACAACUCCAUGUGGUUUGUGUAUGGAUCCUUUGUACAGCAAGGUGGGGAAGUCCCAUACACAACUCUGGCUACCCGAAUGAUGAUGGGGGCUUGGUGGCUAUUUGCUUUGAUUGUCAUCUCAUCUUACACAGCAAACCUUGCUGCUUUCCUCACUAUCACCCGCAUUGAAAGCUCCAUCCAGUCUCUCCAGGACCUUUCCAAGCAAACAGAUAUCCCUUAUGGCACAGUCCUGGACUCUGCGGUAUAUGAACAUGUUCGCAUGAAGGGAAUGAAUCCUUUUGAGAGGGACAGCAUGUAUUCCCAAAUGUGGCGGAUGAUCAACCGAAGCAAUGGAUCAGAGAAUAACGUUCUGGAGUCCCAAGCAGGCAUUCAAAAGGUAAAAUAUGGAAAUUAUGCUUUUGUAUGGGAUGCAGCUGUAUUGGAAUACGUGGCUAUCAAUGACCCAGACUGCUCCUUUUACACCAUUGGGAAUACUGUUGCUGAUCGAGGAUAUGGAAUUGCAUUGCAGCAUGGCAGUCCUUACCGGGAUGUUUUUUCACAAAGGAUCCUGGAGCUUCAGCAGAGUGGUGACAUGGACAUCCUGAAGCACAAAUGGUGGCCCAAGAACGGCCAGUGUGACCUGUACUCCUCAGUGGACACGAAGCAGAAAGGAGGUGCCCUGGACAUAAAGAGCUUUGCAGGGGUUUUUUGCAUCCUGGCUGCGGGGAUCGUCCUCUCCUGCUUUAUAGCCAUGCUGGAGACGUGGUGGAACAAGAGGAAAGGCUCCAGGGUCCCAUCAAAAGAGGAUGACAAGGAAAUUGACCUGGAGCACCUCCAUAGACGUGUAAAUAGCUUGUGCACAGAUGACGACAGCCCCCAUAAACAGUUUUCCACCUCGUCAAUUGACUUGACCCCUCUGGACAUUGACACUUUGCCAACACGACAAGCACUGGAGCAAAUCAGUGAUUUCAGGAACACUCAUAUUACCACAACAACCUUUAUCCCAGAGCAGAUCCAGACUCUUAGCCGUACACUGUCAGCUAAAGCUGCCUCUGGUUUCGCUUUUGGCAACGUGCCUGAGCACCGAACUGGCCCUUUUAGGCACAGGGCACCUAAUGGGGGCUUUUUCAGGAGUCCUAUAAAAACAAUGUCAUCUAUUCCUUAUCAACCAACUCCUACCCUGGGGCUCAAUCUGGGUAAUGAUCCAGACCGAGGCACCUCCAUAUGAGCACCCAACAAAAGCUCUUCACUGUUUCUUUUGUAGGACUCCCUUUGCAAGGAGCGACUGUAAUAUUGUGGGACUAACAUGGAUGUAACAUUUUUUUUUUUUAAUCAGGAGUAUUAGUAACAAUUCUAGUUCUUUCUCUCUACCUUCUCCCUCCUCUCUCUCUCCUCUGUUUCUUUCUCUCUUUUCUUCCUGGACAUUUCUCUCCACUUUUUUCAUUACUCAAUUGAUUCCCCCAGAAGGUAGUAUACUAGGAUCCUAUUAGUCCGCUUUUCAUAUACUGUACUUCAAGUAUAGGAAACGUGCACUGAGUAUACUAACAGUAUAUGCAGGAUUAAUUUUACAUAAAGGCCUCUUCUGUAACAUUUCUCUAUUUUUAAAAGUAUAAUUGCAAUAACGUCAGUCUUUUUACAUUCUCCUGCUGCAUCCAUACCAUGCUCCACUGCUGCUGAGUGUCCUUUAACUGUGGGCCAAAGGCAACCCCUGCAGUGUUUAUAGAAUAAUCUAAAGACCAUUCAGGCCACAUAAUAUGAGAAUGCAAUUUUGUAGGAUUACAAACAAGCCAUUAAUAUGCUAGUCAAGACUACAGUUAAAACUACUCUUGCACUGCAACAGUGCAUAUGACCUUUAUGCGAUUGUACAGUAUGAAAAGUGUUUUCUUAUGUACAGUAAACUUUAUCAUACGGCAGCAGCCUCUACGGUGUUAAAUAAACUAGUAUCUCAUAUAUACAUAUAUAUGCACCUAUAUAAUGUGUAUAUAUAUUCAAAGGAGGCCAUUGCUAUUGCAAUUCAUUUAAUAAAGCUUUAGUUUAAAACACAAGUGUUGUAUACAGGAACUAUGUAUAGUGCAGGGGGUCUUUUCAGUUAGAAAAGGCAGGUUGCUUUAAUGUUAUUCUGACUCGCAUUGUUUGCCAACAGAGAAUAUUUUAUACUUUUGUUAUUAAAACAUCCGGGGCGACUUAAUAUUUGUUCCUAGAUGUAACUCAUUUGAAUAGAUUUUUGCAUUUGUUAUUCAGCACUGUAUAAAGCUAACCUUGAUAAUUUUACUUUUAAUUAAUUAUCUAAAUGGAAAAUGCUAUUAGCUGAACCAUGUCCACCACAGCACGGGGAGCUCUAUACGAGUUUAAACGUAGAUCAUGGAAGGUUAAUAAAUUCUCUUCCAAAGCAGUAAGCCAAUCAAUACAGCUGUAGUUGGGGAGAGAUAGGAGCCCUUAAGAAAUAUUGAUGUGGCCUUAAUUACUGUCAUACAUUACCCUAAAGAAGAAAAUAGAGCAACCAUACUGGGCUCUCAACUUCAGCCCCUUUUUUUAUUCAGUUCUAUUUGGAGGAGUUAUGUGUUUUUUACAUUAGUGCCAAGUGUAUAGAAGGAUAACAAGAAAAACAGUGCCUCUUUGUGCACAACCCUUUUUAAGGUAGCCUUCUUACCUGUUGGAAAUGUAGAAUGAACUUUGUUUGUAAUCCUUAAAUUAAAAUGUGGUAAGUAGGAAGCAAGAACUUAUCCUGUGUUUUUACGCAGCCAUACACUAAUUUUAAUCAAAUUCUUUCCGUGGCUAGGAUUGGUAUAGGAAUCAACCUAUGUGAUUUGCUUUAGGAGAAAUUAAAAAGUAUAUUCUUAAGGUAUAUUAUACUUUGAUGCUAAUUCUGUUCUGGGAAGCAUCUUGUCCUGUCACUGUUUUUGUACUAAAUCUUCAAAUAUUGUCUACUGUGUAAGGCAGAAAAAUUUCUUAUCAUGCAAAAACCAUUUUGUUUCCAGGGUAACAAGUAUCUAAGUGCAUGCACAACUUGUUCUCCCUUGUAACAUUCAUGAUCUCAUUCACGACUCUGAUUUUAAGACAAAAAGUCUUUUCAACAAGCUAUAUAGGGACAUACCAGAUGUUGCAGUGAUUUUAGCUAUCAACAAACUGUUAACCAUGUACAAUAUUUAAAAUAGGCCUAUUUUGAUGUAUUGCCUAUUAUACAAAUACACAAACCACUUUUUGGAGGCCUCAGUUACGAGUGGCAGAGCUUUCUGUGUAUAAUUUGUCUAAAUAAUUUGUCUAAUAAAAAUGUUUUCUAAACUUGCUCUCAUACCAUUGAAGUCUUAACUAUACAAUUUGAAAAUGCUUACUCUCUCACAGAUAGAACUGACUUUUUCUAAAAAUUUAUCUUGAAUUAAUUAAAGCAUAAAACACAUUAAGUUUUACUAGCAGAACGAUGCCAUGAUGAGCGGCUCUCUAAAAACAGUAGCAAGUGAUGUUCUAAACCGAUGAAAAACUGCCUUUCUGCUAUUUGAGACAGUUUGAACCAACGAUACGUCUGUUUUCCUUUUUUGGGAAAGAUUUAUCCUGUUUCAUGUAAACAAUGCAGCCAUUAUAAUAAUAGCAGGAUGAGCGUUUGUUACAUUUUACAAAAAGAAAAUUAAGGGUAAUUAUUAAACUUAGAAUUGUGUAUUAAUAAUUGCUUUGCUGUUGGCAAAAUAUUCAUCAUGCUGAAUCUAUUAAUUUGGAAAUUAACUGACUCCAAGAUUAUUUCUAAUAGAGUGUUAUUUUCUGCAUUUGAACAAUAUUUAAUUCUUCUAGCAUUUAACUCACUCAGUGAAUAUAUAUCUGAAAAUAUAUUCAAUUUAGAUUAAAUUUCUGCUUUUCUAUAAUUCCAUUAAAAUGAUUUUUAAAUGUUGGAUAGGAGGAAGUGUAGAGAUCUAGACUAUCAUCUCCCUCAUUUUACAAAUAAGAGAACAUAAGAUGCUAAGAAGCUGUGACUCGUGCAAAUGUUUGACAAUCUGAGACUUAACACUGAGUCUUUUUUUUAAAACUCUACCAUGCUUCAGUCACAUCCACGCAGGUCCUAAUGGGUUGUGAAUUCACUGCAGAGAUGGCUCAAGUACAAUGCCUCCACCCACUCCUCUCUCGCCAAGUUUAGGCUGCAAAUCUCUAGAACCGUCCUUCCUCAUGGGGGACCAGUUAGAGCAUCUGAUUCAACUGCUCCUUUUACAGAUGGGAAAGUGAACACCUCAAGCUACGUCAGGUCACAGCUAGUGGCAGAAUUCAGGCCGUCCUGCUUCUGCCUGGCGCUCCUUCCUUUAGCCCAUUGUUUGCCCUAGUUCUCACCACUUACACCAGCCUUGCUAUUUCAGAACAAGACAAACCCCUUAUGUCCACGAACGUUUAUUCCAGUCAGAGGUCGAACUUAUUCCCCUGGUGAAUCGUUAAGAGAACUGGUUUUCACGUUCAGCCACAUCAGAACUUAUGCACAGCUUUGGUUUCAUCAUACAUUAGAAAACUGUAAGAGCGUCUUUCUUCCUCAUACACAGCAAGCUACAGGCAAUUUGUUGUUUCCUCAAUUAUGUUAUUUUUCAUCUCUCUCAGUUUGGGACUGGUUGUCAACUGAAUAAAUACUUUAAAAAACAGACUU